Messenger RNA from Pelagomonas calceolata, 1055 nucleotides. The record is from the annotation of a GenBank genome assembly. Lineage: Eukaryota; Pelagophyceae; Pelagomonadales; Pelagomonadaceae.
AGCUUUACCAAGAGACAAAGAUUAAUUGGGGUUACGCAGUGCGGGCCCACAGCUAGCCGGCGACGCGUUAACUGUUAGCCGGAACCCUCCUGCGUGACAGCUUUCAGCUCCGCAGACCAGCGCUCGCCUCCGCCCGCCGGAGAGAGCCGCUGCCUUGUCGAAACUUCGGCAGGUCUCAAGCGGACAGAGCGGCCGCGCGCGCCAGCCAGGGCGUGCGCUCAGCUCAGCUCGGGAGACAGACGCCGCGAGCCGCCGCGCGUCUACGAGGGGCGCCGCCGACCGCGGUCAGCCCUCCGGGACGCACGAUAGGCAACGACAGCAGCAAAUCGUCGGGCCAGCCGGCAAACAUGAACCUCUUCGGGCGGCGGCGGUCGAAGCCGCGGGGCGCCCCGGCGUCCAAGGACCCGGCGCAGACGAUCGUGUCGUUGCGGGGCACCCUCGACACGUUGGAAAAGCGCCAGGCCCACCUCGACAAGCAAAUCGCCAAGCAGGUCGCGGAGGCCAAGGCGAAGAUGGCCAAAAAGGACAAGCGCGGCGCUUUAUUUUGCCUUAAAAAGAAGAAGAUGUACGAAGCGGAAAUCGAGAAACUGAACGGCGCGCGCCUGACCCUCGAGUCGCAGAUCAUCGCGCUCGAGGGCACGGUGACGAAUGCGGACACCGUCGCGGCGAUGAAAUCGGGAGCGACCGCCAUGAAGCACGCGCGGGCUGAUGUCGACGCCGACGCCGUGGGUGAUUUGAUGGACGACAUCCAGGAGGAGAUGGCCACCGCCGACGAGAUCUCGGCGGCGAUCAGCGCUCCUGGCGGCGAUUUGUUGGGAGAUGACGAGCUGCUCGACGAGCUCAACGAGCUCGAGGAGCACGAGCUCGAAAGUCAAUUAUUGGACGCGCCGCCGAUCCCCGUGGCGCCCCUGCCCGAUGCACCGCUCUCAAUGCCUGCGGUUCCGACGCAGCCGCCGGCCGCACCCGCGAAACAGGAAGAUGCGGAUCUCGCCGCGCUGCGGGAGCUCGAGGCGGCGAUGGCGAUGUAGUCCUCGGAGUAACGAUUGACCUUUGUA